AAUCCGAAAAGCCGUUUUUUGUUAAUAGAUAUUGUUCCGAGUUUGAUUUAGACUAUCGUUAAUGUUUGCGGUUAUAGAAAUACCAAAUAACAUUAGAAUUUUUGUAACACUGUAAGUGUCUGGGCGCCAUCAUUGCAUACUCACCUACGCGAAUAUUCGUAUAGUUGGGACUCUCGUAAUAAAUAAUUCAGCAUAAAAAUAUAAUUCAUACAAAUAAAACUACUAUUACUUAAUUAUGAAUUUAUAGUGUAUUUAACAUAUAAAAAAAUAAAAAUUACAAUUAUGGACACUGAGGAUAAACAUAAAAUAAAUCACACAGAAGAAAUUGAUUUAAACAUUGAUGCUAAAGAUUCAAAUACAUCACUAACUGCUGCACAGCGAGCACGCGCAGAACGAAAUAGACAAAAAGCACGCGCAUUAAGAGAGGCACGAUUAGUGCAACGUCCAAACACCGAAGGAUGUCAAAGAAUUGAAAGAAAUGCAAUUCGAGCACUGGACUCUGGUGGCGGGUUCCUGCUGGAGGAGGAGCCUGCGCCUGAUGCAACGCCGUGCCUGCGCCCCGCUCCCGUUGUACACCGCUCGGAGCAGCCGCAUUGUCUUGUCUGCGAACUGCCCUUCCCACAAUCCUACCUAUUCGACACUUUCGACUAUAGCGUCUGUGACGCGUGCAGGGACGACGAGGACGCACACAGCCUCAUCACUCGCACAGAAGCGAAGAGCGAAUAUCUCCUGAAGGACUGCGACCUCGACUCCCGACCGCCAGCCCUGCGCUGCGUGAGGCGGCGCAACCCGCACCGAUCACGCUUCGCCGAGAUGCGCCUAUACCUGCGCGCGCAAGUGGAGGAGCGCGCACUACUAGUGUGGGGCUCGGCCGAGGAGCUGCAGCGCGAGCUGGAGGAGCGCCGCGCGCGCCGCGACAAGGCCGCCGACACGGCCGCGCGCCGUCGCCUGCGCGCGCUGCGCAUGGACGUGCGCUCCAGCCUGUACGACCGCACGCGCGCGCACCACGAGCACGCCUUCGGGCCCGAGAUCUACGACGCGGACGCGGACGUCUACCGCCGAUCUUGCGACUGCGGUCACGUUGAAACUUACGAGAAAAUGUGACUACAUAAUGAUCAAAGCCGUUUAAUUAAAUAACGUGUAUAUUUUAAUUUAAUACCGUACACGUGUGCAGAUGGAGAGCGCUCGACGAUGCGGUCGAGACGCUGUUGCUGCUCGAUCGUAUCGUCUUUAGACGCCUCGACCUCAACACGAUGUUAAUACAUACAAUAAAUUCGACGGAAAAACCAAAUGCAUAUUGUAAGAAAUACAGUACUUUUGCUAUUCUUAACAUAAAAAAGAUGAUAUUAAAUCUAAAUAAAAAAAAAAGUUGUUGAUCACCACCAU
Molecule: messenger RNA, 1386 nt
Organism: Nymphalis io (European peacock)
Lineage: Eukaryota; Metazoa; Arthropoda; Insecta; Lepidoptera; Nymphalidae
Gene: Xpac
Product: DNA repair protein complementing XP-A cells homolog
Exons: 4
Coding region: 283-1104 (273 amino acids)
Biological process (GO): nucleotide-excision repair, DNA damage recognition; nucleotide-excision repair involved in interstrand cross-link repair; base-excision repair
Cellular component (GO): nucleotide-excision repair factor 1 complex
Molecular function (GO): damaged DNA binding
Source: RefSeq, a predicted model, not a curated record